Leptopilina boulardi is the source of this 1887-nucleotide messenger RNA. It is a transcript of the gene Aldh7A1, whose product is annotated as putative aldehyde dehydrogenase family 7 member A1 homolog. Bases 82 to 1668 code for a protein of 528 amino acids. The record is from RefSeq and is a predicted model, not a curated record. The transcript is spliced from 8 exons. Gene Ontology annotation, molecular function: aldehyde dehydrogenase (NAD+) activity. NCBI's taxonomy places the organism in Eukaryota, Metazoa, Arthropoda, Insecta, Hymenoptera, Figitidae.
AAAGUGAAUAAUACAAAUACACAAAUUCUCUCUCGGCAGUUAUUGUUCGACAUUGAGUGUGUCGACCAAAAAAAGAAAAAUAUGUAUCAAAAUUUAUUGAAAAAAAUUUCACCCACAAAUAUGCAAUUUACAAGAAGUUUAGUCAAUGAUUCAAAAUAUGGAUUUUUAAAGCAACUUGGUCUCUCAACGGAAAAUCCAGGAUUGUACGACGGAAAUUGGGGAGGAACUGGAAAAAUAAUUGAAUCUAUUUCGCCGGCCAGUGGAGAAGUAAUAGCAAAAAUUCGUGAAUCAACUCCAGAGGAAGUUGCAAAUGCAAUCACAAAAUCUAGAAAAGCUUGGCCUCAAUGGGCUUCACUUCCAGCUCCAGCACGAGGUGAAAUUGUUCGUCAAAUUGGAGAUGAGCUUAGAAAAAAUCUACGACCUCUCGGUCAAUUAGUUUCCCUUGAAAUGGGGAAAAUAUUACCGGAAAGUAUCGGCGAAGUUCAAGAAUAUAUCGAUAUUUGUGAUUAUGCUGUGGGAUUAUCAAGAAUGUUCGCUGGUGGUAUUUUUCCAUCAGAAAGAAAGGAUCAUGCUUUACUUGAAAAAUGGAAUCCUUUAGGCGUUAUUGGCGUUAUUUCUGCAUUCAAUUUUCCCGUUGCGGUUUACGGUUGGAAUAGUGCGAUAGCGAUGAUUUGCGGAAACACUGUUGUAUGGAAAGGAGCGCCUUCAACACCUUUGGUUUCAAUUGCAACGACAAAAAUAAUUAGCGGAGUUUUAGAACGAAAUGGAAUUCCCGGAUCUGUUGCUUCUUUAAUAACUGGAGGAGCCGAUGUUGGAGAAGCUCUAGUUAAUGAUAAACGAGUUCCACUUGUAUCGUUCACUGGAAGCUCAAAAGUAGGAAAAGAAGUUGCCCUCAAAGUUCAAAAUCGAUUUGGAAAAUGUUUACUUGAAUUAGGUGGCAAUAAUGCACUUAUUGUUGCUUCCGAUGCAAAUUUAGAAAUGGCAAUAAGAGCUGCAGUUUUCUCAUGCGUUGGAACUGCUGGCCAAAGGUGCACAACAACGAGACGAUUAAUUUUACAUAAAUCAAUUAAAAAUGAAUUUCUCGAAAAACUCAAAAUUGCCUUCAAAAGUAUUUUCAAAAGAAUUGGCGAUCCAAUGGAAGAUUCAGUUCUUUAUGGACCGCUUCAUAAUCAACAAGCUCUCGAUGCCUUUGAGAAAUCGGUGAAAAUUGCUCAAGAAAAUGGUGGAACUGUGGAAUUUGGAGGAAAGCGAAUUGAGAGAUCAGGUUUUUAUGUAGAGCCAACAAUAAUAUCUGGUUUAUCGCCAAAUGAUCCAAUUGUUCAACAAGAAACAUUUGCACCAAUUGUUUAUAUUUUGGAAUUCAAUUCACUUGAUGAGGCAAUUACACUCAACAAUAAUGUUGAACAGGGACUUAGUAGUUCUCUUUUUACAAAUAAUAUUCAAAACGUAUUUCAGUGGAUUGGACCCCUUGGAUCAGAUUGUGGAAUUGUGAAUGUAAAUAUUGGUACAAGUGGAGCGGAAAUUGGUGGCGCAUUUGGCGGUGAAAAAUCAACGGGAGGUGGACGCGAGAGUGGUAGCGAUUCUUGGAAACAAUAUAUGAGACGAUCGACCGUAACAAUUAAUCACGGAACUGAACUUCCACUUGCGCAGGGAAUUAAAUUUGAAUAAAAAGAAAAAAUUUUGAAUCUCAAUUUUAUGAGUUUAAUUCAAAUCUUAUAAAAUCUACCUCGAUGUCGACAGAUGAUUUUUUAUGAAAUUUAUAAACUUGCGGCAAAUCAUAUCGUAAUUCAGCGACAACUUUUGCCUUUGUCCCAAGUUGUGUGCCUUUUUUUAAUACAUGAUUUCGUGUACUUGUCUUAUGCAAUGAAUAAACUGCCUUUGUUGCUA